CAUUGACAGUUGUAUAAAUAAACACUUCUUAAAGAACAAUAAGUUGGUGAAACUUACAAUGAACAACUAAAAAGUGAUAAUUAAUUGUACUGUGAAUCGUCACUUCGAAACAAUUUAAUAAUGGUUAUUUAUGGUGUUUAUAUCGUAUCGAAAUCAGGUGGACUAAUUUUUAAUCACGAUCAUAAUGUUCCACGUAUCGAGAACGAGAAGCCAUUCACUUUUCCGCUUGAUGUAAAAUUAAGUUACGAAAAUAAAAAGGUUGUCGUUUCGUUUGGCCAGGAGGAUGGAAUUAACGUGGGUCAUGUUUUAACUACAGUAAAUGGCAGUCCUGUAGUAGGACGAGAAUUAGAAAAUGGAAAAGAUGUAUUUGAAUUUCUUGAACAACCAGAAAAUUUCCCUGUGACUCUUAAAUUUAGUCGUGCCAGAAUGACAACUAAUGAAAAGAUCUUUCUAGCAUCAAUGUUUUACCCUUUGUUUGCAAUUGCCAGUCAAUUGAGCCCUGAACCACGUUGCUCUGGUAUUGAAAUUUUGGAAGCUGACACAUUUAGGCUACAUUGUUACCAAACAUUAACUGGUAUUAAGUUCAUUGUGGUGGCAGAACCCACACAAAGUGGAAUAGAAAUUUUAUUGAAGAGAGUGUAUGAAUUAUAUGCAGAUUAUGCUUUAAAGAAUCCUUUUUAUUCAUUGGAAAUGCCAAUCAGAUGUGAAUUGUUUGAAACUAAUUUACAAAAUUUAUUGGAGAAUAUUGAAAAGUCUGGUGCUAGCAGUGUGUAAUCAGUGGUGGUAUAAUCAAUACUUAUUAUCAUCUGAGUGAAGUUGUUGACUUAUAAAUAACAUGCAAAACUUGUACAAAAAUCAUACUGAGGUUAAGUGUGGUAAAUCUUGCUACAAUGUUGUACAUUUCACAUUGUACAAUAUAAUGUGACAAACUGUAAAUUGUACUGAAUGUAAAUGAUCUAGACCAGAGCCGCUU
This is a messenger RNA of Habropoda laboriosa, 973 nucleotides long. RefSeq names its product trafficking protein particle complex subunit 4 (gene Trs23). Gene Ontology annotation, biological process: endoplasmic reticulum to Golgi vesicle-mediated transport. Gene Ontology annotation, cellular component: TRAPP complex. The transcript is spliced from 2 exons. Lineage: Eukaryota; Metazoa; Arthropoda; Insecta; Hymenoptera; Apidae. Bases 121 to 774 code for a protein of 217 amino acids. The record is from RefSeq and is a predicted model, not a curated record.